Molecule: messenger RNA, 870 nt
Organism: Nicotiana tabacum (common tobacco)
Lineage: Eukaryota; Viridiplantae; Streptophyta; Magnoliopsida; Solanales; Solanaceae
Molecular function (GO): DNA-binding transcription factor activity
Source: RefSeq, a predicted model, not a curated record
CAUCCUCAAAACUCCAUUCGAUUUCUUUUUUCUUCAACUAUAUUUUCCUUUCUCUCAACCCAUAAACCCGACGAUUGAGACUUCUCCCAAAGGUUUCCGUUGUGGCGUCGCUUGGUCUAGGCCAAGCGUCGUCGCAAAAUUAAAAAGAUGGACAAUCCAACAGCCAUUGUGCCUUACCAUGACCCUUUUGAUGAUUCUUGUUCUAUUGACCAAAUUUCACUUUUUGAUGAAAAUCCAACCAUUGGCCUCCCAAAAUCAUCAUGGAAUCAAGAACCUUUUUCAUUUGAUCCAACAAUUUUGAAGUCUGAUAAUGAUUUUGGCGUUUAUGAUCCAUUCGAUGAUCCAAUUUUUCUAGACAUUCCAUAUGAAUGUAAGAAUAAUUUGGUUGAAAAUAGUACUAAUACUGAGGCAGGAGUUUUCGCGACUAAUUAUUGUAGCAUUUCGCAAGAUAGGGUGUUUGAAAAUAAAAGUCAUGUCUCAGUUUGGCCAGUGUCAUCAUCUACAUCUAUGUGUACUAAUAAUUGCCAAAUACUAAGAGAAAUAACGCAUUCUAAUGGCUUGCAGAUAUCUAAGCUUGAUAUUUUUGGAACACUAGGAAGGAUCAGUCAUGCAGUUCUUGAGAAAUACACUAGGGAUUUUUCUUCUCAAAGCCACGAGUCGUCCCAAAUAUUUGAUUUUAGCAAGGAUAGUACAAGCAGUGUGAAGCAAUUUUUAGUUCAAUAUUUUGAGGCUUGUAAGCUUGAAGGUUAUAUUUUGCUACAAGAUCCACUCUGCGAUUUCUAUGAAGCAUUAGGUGUUGGAUCUGAUGAUGGUGAUAGUCUUGACAUCGAUAGUCUACUUCAGUUAUCUCCAACAACUUCGCGUCAGUAA